Boleophthalmus pectinirostris (great blue-spotted mudskipper) is the source of this 1756-nucleotide messenger RNA. It is a transcript of the gene agpat4, whose product is annotated as 1-acylglycerol-3-phosphate O-acyltransferase 4 (lysophosphatidic acid acyltransferase, delta). The record is from RefSeq and is a predicted model, not a curated record. Gene Ontology annotation, cellular component: mitochondrial outer membrane; endomembrane system. Bases 220 to 1353 code for a protein of 377 amino acids. NCBI's taxonomy places the organism in Eukaryota, Metazoa, Chordata, Actinopteri, Gobiiformes, Gobiidae. Gene Ontology annotation, molecular function: 1-acylglycerol-3-phosphate O-acyltransferase activity. The transcript has 9 exons.
GUCCCCGAGGCGCGGCUCUCAGUAGGUGUGGUCCUUCAGUGCACACAAGUUUGGAGAUCUGAGGGCAGGGGGCGACUGUCCUCUAAUAUGAAUGUCAAAUAUUGGGAAAGUAGAUAGAAAAGACUUUAACGCCAAAGCGCAUACUGAGGGCGCAUUGUCUCAGGACUGUCAUUACACUUUUGGAUUAUUUUAGUCCAACAUUGAAAGCUAAACGCAAAGAUGGGGCUCGUGCAGCUGCUAAAAUCUCAGUUUGUGUUUCACCUGUUAAUGGUGUAUGUGUUCAUGGCCAGUGGUAUCAUUGUCAAUCUACUACAAUUGUGCACUUUACCUUUGUGGAUUGUCAAUAAACAACUCGCCCGAAAAGUCAAUGUUAGACUGGGCUACUGCAUUAUGAGUCAGAUGGUUGCACUGCUGGAGUGGUGGUCGGGCACAGAGUGCACACUUUACACAGACCCCAAGAGUUACCCUCUUUUCGGAAAAGAAAAUGCUAUAGUUGUCCUCAACCACAACUUUGAGAUUGACUUCCUGUGUGGUUGGACCUUCUGUGACCGAUUUGGGGUUUUAGGGAGCUCAAAGGUGCUUGCCAAAAAGGAUUUGGCUUAUGUACCAGUGAUUGGGUGGAUGUGGUACUUCCUGGAGAUAGUGUUUUGCAAGAGAAAGUGGGAGGAUGACAGAAAAACUGUAGCUGAAAGUCUCCAAAACCUGCACGAUUACCCAGAAAACUUUUGGUUUUUGCUUCACUGUGAAGGGACACGUUUUACACCAAAGAAGCACGAGAUCUCGAUGCAGGUGGCAGAGAGCAAAGGCCUUCCAAAACUCAAGUAUCAUCUUCUUCCCCGCACCAAAGGAUUCUGGGUAACUGUCCAGAAUCUCAGAGGAAAUGCUGCUGCUGUGUACGAUUCAACACUAAAUUUCAGAAAUAAUGAAGCCCCAACUUUGCUUGGACUCUUGAAUGGGAAGAAAUACCAUGCUGAUUUGUAUGUGAGAAGAAUCCCUCUGGAUACAGUCCCAGAAGGUGAAGCGGAGUGUGCAGCUUGGUUGCACAAACUGUACCAGGAAAAAGACAGCUUUCAAGAGCACUAUGCCCAGACGGGGCGGUUCCCUGGGCCCAUUAAAAGUCCCCCGCGCCGGCCCUGGUCUCUGAUCAACUGGGUCUUCUGGUCCUGCCUCCUCCUUUUCCCGUUGUUCCUGCUUUUUGCUCAACUAGUUCACUCUGGCGCAGUGCUAACCAUAGUGACUACAGUGGCCUUGUGCGUUGCAGGAUCAGUUGGGGCUCGUUGGAUGAUUGGCCAGACUGAGAUUGACCGAGGCUCCAGUUAUGGAAAUAAGGAGGUCCCUAUCAACAACAACUGAGGCCUACAGAGCUGCUGUCUCUUUAAACACUAUGACACAGUGCUAACUGCUCCCCCACUUCAUGGGCCAGGGCAGGUCCAGCAAGUGUGGACCUGCUUUGGAGCACAACAAAGGCAGGCAUAAUAUUCAGCACUACUAAAGCUAAGGCUAAGAGGUAGUCUGCUGCUUGUUUAACCUUCUUGCUAAAGAUUGGGAAAUAUAAGAGCAAUUGAAACAGACAUAAAACAUUAGUAUACCACAAAACUGGGUACUAUUACUGAACUUGAAAAUAAAAACAGGAACUUGAUGUUUGAAAAUUUUAAAAGGACUUUUUUUUUUUUUGUUUGUUUGUUGUAAAUUUCAGUUCUGUUUUGUACCUCAUGUUUAGUUGUAUAUUUCAUUAUUAAACCAUUUUGGAUACAAA